AUGCCCAAUGUCAUGGACAAGAAUGAGGUUUCACCAGGCUCAUCUGCUACGACCAUGAAAAAGAAGGUGGCGGGCGGCAGCGGAUGUAGCCACAUCAGCGCGCCCAAAGGUGCCAUGUCCAAUUGUACGAGAAGCAAAAGCAGCAAUUGUGUUGACUCUGUCCCCGCUGCUGCUGCCAGCCAGAGUGCCCCGACUGUGAAGCAGCCCGGCGUGGCCAGCAACGCUGUCAUAGACGAGGCGGAGGACGGUGAGGACGAGUCCAAGACUCAGUAUCCGCGGCUGCGCCGAACCGGGUGGAACGGCGGUGGCGGAGGCGGGAGUAUCAGGAUGAAGAACUUUACGCCAGGAGGGGGAGCCGCGGCCACGGCCACCAGAAAGAACUCCACCAACAACGAGCCCAGCCUACUGCAAGCAGAGGGCGCGCCUGCUGCUACUAAGCUCACUGUAGCAUCCAAAGCGACUGAUACCACAACCUGUCCGGGAGAUGCUGCCGGGCGCGGAGAGACCAACAGCGCGGCAGGGGCGGAGGCGUCUGGAGCAGCUGUCGCAGUAGAGGUUUUAAACGCGGCAGCAGGUGAUGCUUGCAACACCACCGCUCCAAUUUUAAGAAUGAAAUGCAACAAAAACGGAGAAUGCAGGAGGGACUCCGGCACCGGGAGCCUGCGCUCCAUCAUCUCCAACAAGACUGCCGGGGCGGGGAGGGCCGAGGACUCGUCCCUUAGGCGCAGUGCUUGUAACUCAGCCAGGGCCAGCAUGGAUGGCUCCACGACAGGGUCCAUGACGCAGGGCCAGGGGGAAGGUAGCGUAAACCCCGGCGUCACCCCGGUUUCCACCGGCGUCCCCGAGAAAAAGGACUCCAGGGUGUCCUUCUCCAACGCACCGAGCAGGAAAGCGUCCUCAUCGCUGCACGGCUCGACCCAGACUCAGACGACCCAGCAGCCUAGAAACUCUGUCACCUUCCAGAAGCCCGAGGAUGGACCCCAGAUCCAGGCCGAGGAUGCCGAGCCUGACGGAAGCACCUUCAUGCAGCGACAAUUCAGUGCCAUGCUGCAGCCUGGAGUUAACAAAUUCUCCUUACGCAUGUAUGGGAGUCAAAAGGCGGUGGAGAGGGAGCAAGAGCGGGUUAAAUCAGCGGGCAAUUGGAUUAUCCACCCCUACAGUGAUUUCAGGUAAGAGUUAUGCUAUGUAUGUAUGUGCAUGUUGGCAAUGUCAUGGAGUGCCUUUUUUUGGCCCCAUAGCACCAUCAACAAGUUAUACUGAGAAUCCAGGAGCCCAGCAAUAGAAUGAUAUUGUCAUUGUGCAUUGUGCGACACAUCCAUUGUUAUUAGUUGUUAUAAGACAUAUGUUCCACCUGUUCUGGCUGGUAUUUUAGCCUACACAUUUAUAUCACAUUUUAAUGAAUGAAGCCCAUCUAUGCAGCGAUUUUCAUUAAACAAUGGGCCAUUGACAAAGCAUGUUUUUUAGAAGUGCUUUUUAGAUUAUUUCAAAGACAACCUGUGUGCAAAGCUCUCGGCAUAGGCUUUAUGAAUAGCGAUGAUAUCGUGCCCUUUCAAGGUUGUAAACACUAGCUAGUCUGUUGAAUGUCAGGGAUACCCAACCAAGCCUCGCGUUUGUUUCAAUUUGUGAACUCAUUCGCAUCGAUCGCAUUCAGAACAAUAGGCUAAUCUUGGCCCACAAUUAUUAAAUUACGUAAAUUACUAGGCUAUUUACCGUGGGGCUAGAUUAAAGAUGGUUUGUUUUUGUUUCGAGUCGAGGUUAGCGUAGUAGCCUAUGGCUGUCGGCCAGAUCCUUGGCUGAUAGGACUGCCGGGGUGUGUGAUGCACUCAGUAAUUGAAUGUCACCUUGAGCCAAGUGUGCUAAAACCUCAAGCAUGCUCACUCGAGACAUAUCCACCUCUAUUACUCUAUGACUCCCCGGAUCAUGCAUUUUAAUGAGGGGUUCGCUUUGCCCGUUUAUCACGGUUUUAUCAGCGAUAAGGAUAAUUUACUUCUCACGACUUUUGACACACAAAUCGGGGUCCUCUCGCGUUUGAAAGGGUCAUGUUGAUUAUGAAAUGCUUUAUUUUCGUGAAUUGGGCCCUGUCUCUGCAUGAUAUGCCAUUGUUUACAUGGUCGUGAAAUUGCAUCUUUGCGUCACUGGCUUUCUUGAAAGACACAUGGGCGCUUCCGUCCCUCGUUUCAGCACCACUGGCGAGUGGACAGCUCCUGCCUAACCGAAAGUGGAGCCGGCAGAAUGAUAAACUCUGCAGCUAGCCUUAAUCACACCUCGUGCUGUUUCUGCUCAGCUCAUCUUAACGAAUGUGAUCAAAUAAUGUUGACUCAGUAUGAUACAUCCAGUCAGCUUGACACAACUGUGGGAAGCAUUGGAGUCAACAUGGGCCAGCAUCCCUGUGGAACGCUUUCGACACCUUGUAGAGUCCAUGCCUCGACGAAUUGAGACUGUUCUGAGGGCAAAAGCGGGUGCAACUCAAGAUUAGGAAGGUGUUCCUAAUGUUUGGUAUACUCAGUGUAUGUAAUUUGACCAUAUAGUUUUGAGGAGAGUUAUGCAACACAAUAAAUACAAGUCUCAUAGGAGUUGUCAUGUCAGAGUUCUCACAAAUAUCAUAACUAACAGGGUUUUAUCAAAUAUGUUAUUGUUGUGGUGUAAACUGUGGAGUUGUGUUCGCCAUCUGGUACAUGGUUCACACCUUGUUGCGUCAGUCGCAGUGUAAUGACUCAGCGUUGCACCUGCAGUGAGCCCUCUCUGACUGCGUAGCCUUGAACACUCACUAGCCUACCUCUCCCCUCUCCCCUCUACCUCUGACUGUCAUCAGCAGCUCACUAGCCUACCUCUCCCCUCUCCCCUCUACCUCUGACUGUCAUCAGCAGCUCACUAGCCUACCUCUCCCCUCUCCCCUCUACCUCUGACUGUCAUCAGCAGCUCACUAGCCUACCUCUCCCCUCUCCCCUCUACCUCUGACUGUCAUCAGCAGCUCACUAGCCUACCUCUCCCCUCUCCCCUCUACCUCUGACUGUCAUCAGCAGCUCACUAGCCUACCUCUCCCCUCUCCCCUCUACCUCUGACUGUCAUCAGCAGCUCACUAGCCUACCUCUCCCCUCUCCCCUCUACCUCUGACUGUCAUCAGCAGCUCACUAGCCUACCUCUCCCCUCUCCCCUCUACCUCUGACUGUCAUCAGCAGCUCACUAGCCUACCUCUCCCCUCUCCCCUCUACCUCUGACUGUCAUCAGCAGCUCACUAGCCUACCUCUCCCCUCUCCCCUCUACCUCUGACUGUCAUCAGCAGCUCACUAGCCUACCUCUCCCCUCUCCCCUCUACCUCUGACUGUCAUCAGCAGCUCACUAGCCUACCUCUCCCCUCUCCCUCUACCUCUGACUGUCAUCAGCAGCUACUAGCCUACCUCUCCCCUCUCCCUCUACCUCUGACUGUCAUCAGCAGCUCACUAGCCUACCUCUCCCCUCUCCCCUCUACCUCUGACUGUCAUCAGCAGCUCACUAGCCUACCUCUUCCCUCUCCCUCUACCUCUGACUGUCAUCCAGCAGCUCACUAGCCUACCUCUCCCCUCUCCCCUCUACCUCUGACUGUCAUCAGCAGCUCACUAGCCUACCUCUCCCCUCUCCCCUCUACCUCUGACUGUCAUCAGCAGCUCACUAGCCUACCUCUCCCCUCUCCCCUCUACCUCUGACUGUCAUCAGCAGCUCACUAGCCUACCUCUCCCCUCUCCCCUCUCUACCUCUGACUGUCAUCAGCAGCUCACUAGCCUACCUCUCCCCUCUCCCCUCUACCUCUGACUGUCAUCAGCAGCUCACUAGCCUACCUCUCCCCUCUCCCCUCUACCUCUGACUGUCAUCAGCAGCUCACUAGCCUACCUCUCCCCCCCUCUACCUCUGACUGUCAUCAGCAGCUCACUAGCCUACCUCUCCCCUCUCCCCUCUACCUGCUGACUGUCAUCAGCAGCUCACUAGCCUACCUCUCCCCUCUCCCCUCUACCUCUGACUGUCAUCAGCAGCUCACUAGCCUACCUCUCCCCUCUCCCCUCUACCUCUGACUGUCAUCAGCAGCUCACCUAGCCUACCUCUCCCCUCUCCCCUCUACCGCUGACUGUUCAUCAGCAGCUCACUAGCCUACCUCUCCCCUCUCCCCCUCUACCUCUGACUGUCAUCAGCAGCUCACUAGCCUACCUCUCCCCUCCUCCCCUUCUACCUCUGACUGUCAUCAGCAGCUCACUAGCCUACCUCUCCCCUCUCCCCUCUACCUCUGACGUCAUCAGCAGCUCACUAGCCUACCUCUCCCCUCUCCCCUCUACCUCUGACUGUCAUCAGCAGCUCACUAGCCUACCUCUCCCCUCUCCCCUCUACCUCUGAACUGUCAUCAGCAGCUCACUAGCCUACCUCUCCCCUCUCCCCUCUACCUCUGACUGUCAUCAGCAGCUCACUAGCCUACCUCUCCCCUCUCCCCUCUACCUCUGACUGUCAUCAGCAGCUCACUAGCCUACCUCUCCCCUCUCCCCUCUACCUCUGACUGUCAUCAGCAGCACCCAACCGUUUAACCUGCUCUUUACACCUCAGCUAACUGGAUUUUACAUACUGUAAAUUGAGAAAUCAUUUGACUAAACUAAAUAAAAAGAAGAAGAAAAUGUACUAUGAAACAAAGAUAAAUUAUAUAAAGAUAUGAUAGUAAAAAGCUUUGGAGGACCUUAAAUACAAUUUUGGGAAAAAAGGAAAACUCAUCUCCAUCAUUCAUUGAAUCAGAUGGUUCAUUCAUCACAAAACCACCUGAUAUUUUUCAUUGGCAAGAUUAGCAAAUUUUUCCCCACAUUUUGUUGUGUUUCAGCCUAAAUUUAAAAUGGAUUAAAUUGAGAUUUUUGGUCACUGACCUACACACAAUAACCCAUAAUGUCAAAGUGAAAUUAUGUUUUUCGAAAUGUUGACAAAUUAAUUACAAAUGGAAAGCUGAAAUGUCUUGAGUCAAUAAGUAUUCAACCCCUUUGUUCAGGAGUAAAAAUGUGCUUAACAAGUCACAUAAUAAGAUGCAAGGACUGUGUGUAAUAAUAGUGUUUAACAUGUUGUUUGAAUGACUCCCUCAGGGCUUGCAAGUAAGCGUUUCACGGUAAGGUCUACACCUGUUGUAUUCGGCGCAUGUGACAAAUAAAAUGUGAUUUGAUUUGAUCUCUGUACCCUCAGUCGAGCUACCUCAUCUCUGUACCCUCAGUCCCUCAGUCUAGCAGUGAAUUUAAAACUCUAAGACCAGGAAGGUUUUUCAAUGCCUCGCAAAGAAGGGUACCUAUUGGUAGAUGGGUAAAAAAGAGCAGACAUUUUGAGCAUGGUGAAGUUAUUAAUUAACCUUUGGAUGGUGUAUCAAUACACCCAGUCACUACAAAGAUACAUGCGUCCUUCCUAACUCAGUUGCCGGAGAGGAAGGAAACCGCACAGGGAUUUCACCAUGAGGCCAAUGGUGACUUUAAAACAGUUACAGAGUUUAAUGGCUGUGGAUCAACCACAUUGUAGUUACUCCACAAUACUAACCUAAUCGACAGAGUGAAAAGAAGGAAGCCUGUACAGAAUAAACAUAUUCCAAAACAUACAUCCUGUUUGCAACAAGGUACUAAUGUAAUACUGCAAAAAAUGUACAAUCCAGGUGUGCAAAUCUCUUAGAGACUUACCCAAAAAGACUCACAGCUGUAAUCACUGCAAAAGGUGAUUCUAACAUGUAUUGACUCAGGGAUGUGAAUACUUAUGUAAAUGAGAUAUUUCUGUAUUUAAUUUUCAAUAUAUUUGCUAAAAUGUCUAAAAACAUGUUUUCACUUUGUCAUUAUGGGGUAUUGUGUGUAGAUGGUUGAUAUAUAUAUAUAUUUUUUUCAUCCAUUUUGAAUUCAGACUGUAACACAACAAAAUGUGGAAUAAGUCAAGGGGUAUGAAUACUUUCUGAAGGCACUCCUAUUUGCCAUCUUUUCAAUCUAAGCCUACAGGAAAGUGUGUGCCCUCAGGCCUGGAGGGAAGGAAAAGUAAUUAUGCUACCCAAUAAUAGCAAAGCACCCUUUACUGGCUCAAACAGCCGACAAAUCAGCGUGCUACCAAUCCUUAGUAAACCUUUAGGAAAAAUUGUGUUUGACCAGAUACAAUGCUAUUUCACAGUAAACUGACUUUCAGCUGACUUUCAGCACACUUAUAGGGAAGGGCACUCAACAUGUACGGCACUUACACAUAUGAUAGAUGAUUGGCUGAAAUAAAUUGAUAAUAAGAAAAUUGUUGGAGCUCUUUUGUUAGACUUCAGUGGAGAUUUUGACAUUAUCUGCUGCUGGAAAAAUUUAUGCGUUAUGGCUUUACAUCUCUGCUAUAGCGUGGAUCAAGAGUUAUCUGUCUAACAGAACACAGAGGGUGUUUUGUUAAUGGAAGCCUUUCCAACAUAAUCCAGGUAUAGUUGGGCAUUCCCCGGGGCAGCUGUCUAGGCCCCUUACUGUUUUCAAUCUUUACUAAUGACCUGCCACUGGCUCUGAGUAAAGCCAGUGUGUCUAUGUAUGCUGAUGACUCCACACUAUACGUGUCAGCUACCACAGCAAGUGGAAUCACUGCAACACUUAACAAAGAGCUGCAGUCAGUUUUAGCAUGGGUGGCAAGUAAUAAGCAUCGUUUUUGGGACAAAUCAUUCACUAAACUCUAAACCUCAACAAAAUCUUGUAAUGAAUAAUGUGGAAAUUGAGCAAGUUGAGGAGACUAAACUGCUUGGUGUAACCCUGGAUUGCAAACUGUCAUGGUCAAAACAUAUUGAUACAAUGGUAGCUACUCCGCCCCUUUCCUCCUCCUCUCCCUUUCGCUUCUCCCUUUCCCGCCUACACACACACACAAACAAACAAACACAUACACAAACUCUCUCUCUCUCUCUCUCUCUCUCUCUCUCUCUCUCUCUCUCUCUCUCUCUCUCUCUCUCUCUCUCUCUCUCUCUCUAGGUUCUACUGGGAUUUCACAAUGCUUCUCUUCAUGGUGGGUAACCUGAUUGUCAUCCCGGUGGGCAUCACCUUUUUCAACGAUGGGACGACCACCCCCUGGAUCAUCUUCAACGUCAUCUCCGACACCUUCUUCCUCAUGGACCUGGUCCUCAACUUCCGCACGGGCAUCAUCAUCGAGGACAACUCUGACAUCAUCCUGGACCCCAAGACCAUCAAGUGGACGUACCUGAAGACCUGGUUCAUCGUGGACUUUGUCUCCUCGAUCCCCGUGGAUUAUAUCUUCCUGAUCGUGGAGAAGGGGAUCGACUCUGAGAUGUAUAAGACGGCCAGGGCCCUGAGGAUCGUACGCUUCACUAAGAUCCUGAGUCUGCUAAGGCUGCUGAGGCUGUCCCGGCUCAUCCGCUACAUCCACCAGUGGGAAGAGGUAGGACCACACACCACACAGCCCCCCGCCCCGAAACACUACAUGGCUUAGUAUAAUUAUCAUAAUGGAUUGAGGGGAACUCGUCCUUGCCUCAUCCACUAUUUGUGGUCAUGAUGAAAGGAUGAAUGAUUAUAAUUAUAGUAGACAUAUAGCACCAUUCACCCGGUCUCUUGGAGCUUGUAAAAUGGAAACUCAUCUCAUCCACUAUUAAUCUGUAGUGCCCACUCACAGCAUCAUGGCUACAUGCUACAUGGUUUAGUCACUAUAGAUCAGGGCUGCCCAACCCUCUUCCUGGAGAGCUACUGUCCUGUAGGUUUUCAGUCCAACCCUAAUUGAUCAUAUCUGAUUCAGCUAGUUAAGGUCUUGUUGAGCAGCUAAUAAGUAGAAUCAGAUGUGUUAAAUUAGGGUUGGACUGAAAACCCACAGGACGGUAGAUCUCCAGGAAGAGGGUUGGGCAGCCCUGCUAUAGAUGGAUAUGCUAAUAAAGUUAGAUGGCUAUUAGUGAUGAGGGGGAAGAAUCGAUACAGUUACAUAUCAAGUAUUUUCCCUCAUAGUUUGUUGUCCAUCUUCUUUUUAAAUAGGGAAGCAAUUUGUUUUCAGCACUUUUAUUUCCAUGACUGAUCAAAACUCAUUCUCAUGGAUUUAUUUUGUCCCUCUGCGGAAGACAUAUGGUCAGCAAUAUGUUUGGAACAUCGAAUUGCAAUAAAAUCACCGUAUCGAAUCGCAAUACAUAUAGAAUCAUGAGAAUCAUGAGAAUCGCAAUACAUAUCGUAUUGGCACCUAAGUAUCGGGAUAAUAUUGUAUCGGGAGGACAAGCACAAGUAUUGUCAGAGAGACGGUACAGUAGUGAGGUAGGACAGCAUUUUACAGAAGUCCUUUAUAGACAAUGAGAUCACUAAAUGUCCUAUGGCAAUAAUGAUAAUGGAUUGGAUUUUUUACCACUCUUUCCACUGUAGGUCUAAAGUGCUUUACUCUAGGUGUAGUGAGGGGUAGUGAAUUGUAGAGAGUGAAUUAUAGAUAGUGAAUUGAGUAGUGAGGUGUAGUGAAUUGGUAUUGAGAGGUAGUGAGGGGUAGUGAAUUGUAGAUAGUGAAUUGGGUAGUGAGGGGUAGUGAAUUGUAGAUAGUGAAUUGGGUAUUGAAAGGUAGUGAGGGAUAUUGAGGGGGAGUGAGGGGUAGUGAAUUAUGCAAAAGGUUGUCCAGACAAGUUGCAAGUUGUCUAAGUAGACAAUCAUAGAAUGCUCUGUCAAGCAUAGAAUAUUCAACCAGCACACCGCACUGUUCUGUAACCAGGAACUCUUGGUCCCCAAUCCAUUUGGACUUCUGUAUAGAUGAAUAAAAAGCAGAUCUGGGUCUAGGUGCUGUUAAGUCACUGAGUUCCUUCUCAGACAUUUAGUUGUUGGCUGAUGCCCAAUAAGCUGUGAGACAGAUGAUCAGUCUGUACCCGGCCCUGCCUGCAAGCUGCAUAUGUUAGUUUGUUCCCAGUCGUUUGUCAAGGGCCAGGAGGUUUACUUUGCUGUUCUCGACCUGUCUCCCACUGAAAUAUGUGUGAUGUUGUUGGCAGGAGGGUUUAAGCUUUUAAACACACUUUGCAUCCUAAUCACCAUCAGUGUCGUAGCCGUCUCCCCCUUUGACCUGCGAAUCCCAGAAGGCGUCAGCUCAUCUUCGUAUUAGAGAGGCAAACACAUUUAAUCAAUUAAGACGCCUGAGGAGGAGCAGGUGAAAAUAUGGUACACCGGAGGGGGUUCUCACUGUGAUUAUACUGUAUGUCUUGUUAAUUGUUACUAUUACCAAACCAUAAUUCAGUUAGGCUAGCAUUCCUCGUAGGGUUUAAUUGUGUUUCCAUAAAUGUUCUGUCUCUUUGUUGGCUUCGGAAGGGAUUUCUGAUUAGUUGGUUGUCAUAUCUAGUUAUUUGUUAAUCUACAGGACAUAUAUGCCCCUGCUCUAUUCAUUUUUUGGAGGGGUACUUUGUGUUUGGUUGGGCCCCUGGUGUGGAUGGCGGAUGGUGCGGAUGACGGAUGGUGGAUGGAUGCACUGGGCCCUGUGUGUGCACAUGACCUUUGGAUAAUUGGAUUUUCUGGAGCCAUUAUGCGAUAAACACACAGAGCGGUGCAUGAUGGGUAGAGGAGGAUACUUGGCAUGCAUGGAAGAUGAGUGCUGAGAUGGGCUGGUGUUAAACAGGCACAGACAGACAGAUAGACAGACAGACAGAUACAAAUAAUAUUACUCAGUCGAGGUCUCAACUUACUGUUGAGAGUUAGAAUAAUAGAAUACACAAGGUGGAAUUUCGAAAUUUGGUUGUGCAUCAGCAGUCACAAAAUUAGCCCAUGUCACCAUUAGAAAAAUAUAUAUUGUUAAGUUAGUCUAGCGGCCAGCUAUUUAAACUUACAUUUACAUUUUUGCCAUUUAGCAGACGCUCUUAUCCAGAGCGACUUACAGUUAGUGAGUGCAUACAUUAUUUUUUAUAGAUUUUUUUUUUUUUCAUACUGGCCCCCCGUGGGAAACAAACCCACAACCCUGGCUUUGCAAACGCCAUGCUCUACCAACUGAGCUACAUCCCUGCCGGCCAUUCCCUCCCCUACCCUGGACGACGCUGGGCCAAUUGUGCGCCGCCCCAUGGGUCUCCCGGUCGCGGCCGGUUACGACAGAGCCUGGAUUCGAACCAGGAUCUCUAGUGGCACAGCUAGCACUGCACUGCAGUGCCUUAGACCACUGCGCCACUCGGGAGAUUACGCAUGGUGGAAUUACCGAUCGGCGUGGGUUCCAUUGAUCAUCAGUUAUCAUAUUAAAAACUGCAAACAUUUUCCACCACCCUAUGGCAAAAUGUGAAGAAUUGCAGACCCACGAGCCACUGUGGCCCCAUCAAAGCUGCCCAUCCCUGCCAUAGGAGAACCCUUUGAAGAACCCUUUUUGGUUGCAGGAAGAACCCUUUUAGUUCCAGGUAGAACACUUUUGGGUUCUACCUGGAACCAAAAGGGUUCUUCCUGCAACCAAAAAGGGUUCUCCUAUGGGGACAGCCAAACAACCCUUUUGGAACCACCAAAGUGUAGAGUUUGGAGAGGAAGUGUUGAGUACAGUGCUAGACGUGCCUCUCCACUGUUUAGGGUUGAGUGGACUGUGUUUACAGGCAUCAGAACAGCGCAACUUUGUUUAGAUCAUUAUUUAGAAAGCAGUAGCAAAAGUCACAAAAUAUACCUGAUUUGGUUUUCUGCAAAUAUAUAAACACCAUGGGAGUCUUACUUUUGGGGGGAACUUUACAGUCCUAUUGAUCAAACAACCAACAGGUAGGCUAUCUCUCCCUCAGUUGGAUUCUUCCAGGUUAAUUCUGUAAUCCAUCUAUAUAACACAAGACACUGCAAUAACCUUCCCCCUCCCCACUGCCGCACCUCACAUAGUCAAUUCUCUAUCAGAUACAGAGGUACCAUACUCUGGAAUUCUUAUCUUCACAUUGCCAAAACAUCUUCAUCCCUCAAUAACUUCAAGCGAAGACUGGGGGUCAGCCUGAUGAACCAAACUACUCAGUAACCUCCUCCAUGAAGACUGGGGGUCAGCCUGAUGAACCAAACUACUCAGUAACCUCCUCCAUGAAGACUGGGGGUCAGCCUGAUGAACCAAACUACUCAGUAACCUCCUCCAUGAAGACUGUGGGUACAGCCUGAUGAACCAAACGACUCAGAUAAACCCCCUCCAUGGAAGUACUAGGGGUCAGCCUGAAAGAACAAACUAAACUACUCAGUAGACAACCUUCCUCCAUGAAGACUGGGGGUCAGCCUGAUGAACCAAACUACUCAGUAACCUCCUCCAUGAAGACUGGGGGUCAGCCUGAUGAACCAAACUACUCAGUAACCUCCUCCAUUGGGGUUUUCCAACACUCAGUAACCUCCUCCAUGAAGACUGGGGGUCAGCCUGAUGAACAAAACUACUCAUACCUCCUCCUGAAACUGGGGUCAUGUGACCAAACCAUAAAUCUCCAUGAAGACUGGGGGUCCAGCCCUGACUCGAACCAAACUACUCAGGUAACAUCCUCCAUGAAGACUGAGCGGGGUCAGCCCUGCCUGAACUCCAACUACGCAGAUAACCCUCAUCCAUAUAGCCUAAACUCUCACAUACCUUCACAAUGGCCACACCUGCACACACACCAUUAAAAAAUAAAAUAAAAAUAAUCGUGAUUACUGAUCAAUUAAUUUAUUAAUUUAUAAUGAGUAGGUUUUGUUAUCUGUUUUAACAAACCUUUUUUAUUUUGUAUUGUAUAUUGUUUGCUUGUGGUGUGGUUUUUAUAUAAGCCCUUGGACACCGUUUUUUUAUUUAUUUGUUUUUAUCUGUAUUGAUGCCUAUCACUUGUUUUCUUUGGUGCAAAUAAAUAAACAAAUAAAUAAAUAAAGUUGCCUAUGCACAAUAAUAACAACGAUAUUAGCUAGCCUGAGCCAGAUGUGCUAAAGUCUAGCACAGUGGGUGCUAGGCAAACCCUCUCAAACGUUUUCAGCGCGUAGUUGGAAUUACACUGUGAAUACGAUGAGGAAUAGUAGCCUGCUCGGCCUCCUGCAGCCUGCCCCCAGUCCCAUAAUAACCCACAAGUGAAUGGGGUUUACAGCUUGCCUGCCUGCUCAUUUGAUCAAUGCCCAAUACAUUUUGAUUGACAACUAAGAGAUAUGCUAACAGUCGUUCAAGUUUAAGUAAAUGAGGAGCUAGCUUAGUGAUCCCAAUAGCUGUAGCCCAAUAAAAGGUUGGGGGAAAAGUCUUCCACUCACACACUUGUCCAGGCGAUAACAUGACAUCCUUCCAGCAGCUAGCUAGCUAGCUGCAGUACAAGGCUUUGUGUCAGUUUAGGUUCUAGCUAGCUAAAUUACUUAGCUAUCAAGCCAUAUAGCUAGCUUGCUAAAUAAGUAGGCCUGCAUAAAUAGAUAAGCUAACUAUAGCCGUAUCCACGUAACGGGACUGCAUAGCUAGAUUGAUUGUGUUGAGAUUCCCAAUCACUGCUCUUUUCGUCCGUUUUUGUGCAAAGUAUUGGGUCAGUGAAACUGAAACAGUUCAUCCCCUGAAUGGCUGGAGGCAGUUAAUGUACUAGCUGUGAUUUACAACCUGAUAUAGCAAUAUUUAUUAGACUAUCUAGCGAUUUAUUGUGGAAUUUUAUUAAUCAUGCGUUGACUGCAUCCAUUUAAUUCUGCCAACAAGGCCUUACUCUACGUAAUUUGAAUUUUGAGUCAAAUAUAACCUAUUUUUUAAACCUCUUAUAAAGAUGGUUUUGAAGCAUAAACUGCAUAUUUGAUAUUUUAGACCGAUAUAAUGACCAUCUGUUUGUUUAAUUUCUGCAAAGUAGUUCACACUAUGUCAGUUCCACUUUAAACUGUACCCUCUACUAAUGGGAAUUGCCAUGGCGACAUAACUGUUUGUGCUGUGGUAGUAGCAGUUUGUUGUUGUUGUUGUAGUUGCUAUUCACUCCUCCAAUUGAUUAUGUGAGUGUUUAUUGUUUUAAACACCAAAACAAAAUGUUGGUUGGAAGACUAGAGGGUCUAAUUGAAUGAGUCAUUCUGGUGAUUACAUUUUCACACAAAAAUGCGGAGAAUCUGCCUAAAAAAUGUGUCCUAUUUCUGCUUCUCUUUGGUUCACUAUUUUCAGAUUUCUCACAACACCAUAAGAACCUUGGCGCUGUCCAUGGUGCCUGAUUAGAGCCAUACAGUUGGCCAAUCAGUCCUCCAUGUUGGCACCAAACGUUCCAUGACAGUAACAUUCUAAUCUGCAUUCUCUGUAGAAUGUAAUUCUCUUGGAACCUUUGGUGCCAACAUGACGCCCAUUCUGAUUCUGUGUCUUAAACUAAGUUAGCAGAACUCUGCAUACUGUAAAUAUAGCUCUGGUCCUGUGACUAUCUCCUCUCCCCCUCAACAUGUCACUAAUCAUACGUUCACAUCUAAGCAGCAGCAGGACUCUAUAAAUAGAUGUGCUGAAGUGCAGUAUUUUGUCAGUUGCCAGCUCAUAUUAGAAACCAACUGUCAGAAGCCCUAAAAGGUUAAAGUGGCAUUAAGAAAGAUCAACUGGUGAUUCAUGUCCAAUCAAAGACCUGGUUGAGAUAGUGUAUGAGGCCAAUGGCAUCAGUCAGUGACUGUGAGUUAGCAUUGCACCAUCCUCAUUUACAUUUACAUUUUAGUCAUUUAGCAGACACUGAUAUCCAGCGCGAGUUACAGCUACAUUCAUUUUAAGAUAGCUAGGUGGGACAACGAAAUAUCUCAGUCAUAGUAAGUACAAUUUCCCUCAAUAAAGUAGCUAUCAGCAAAGUCAGUGGUAGUAGGAAAAAGUCAAGUGUGAAAGGCAAGGGUGUUCUUUUUAUGUUUACAUUUUUUAGAGGGGGGGGGGGGGGGGGGGGGGGGGGGGGGGGGGUUAGUGGGAUUAUUUAAGAUACUCUUUGAAGAGGUAGGAUUUCAGACGUUUUCAGAAGAUGGGCAGGGGUUCUGCUGUCCUGGCGUCAGGGGGAAUCUGAUGGGCAGGGGUUCUGCUGUCCUGGCGUCAGGGGGAAUCUGAUGGGCAGGGGUUCUGCUGUCCUGGCGUCAGGGGGAAUCUGAUGGGCAGGGGUUCUGCUGUCCUGGCGUCAGGGGGAAUCUGAUGGGCAGGGGUUCUGCUGUCCUGGCGUCAGGGGGAAUCUGGUUCCACCAUUGGGGUGCCAGGACUGAGAAGACUGAGCUGCAUUUAGUCUUCCAUCUUGUAUUUUACUAAUACCUCCUCAGGGAUCGUUGAAAGGAGAUUGUCCUUGUGGCCAGCUUGGUUUCUUGCUUAGGGCUCAGAAAUACGUAUGUUGUAUAUGUUUUGGGUGAAUUUUAUCUGGUUGGAUUUAGAGAAGGAUAGACCGAUUUUAUCUGGUUGGGUUUAGAGAAGGAUAGACUGAAUUAUCUGGUUGGGUUUAGAGAAGGAUAGACCAAAUUAUCUGGUUGGGUUUAGAGAAGGAUAGACUGAAUUAUCUGGUUGGGUUUAGAGAAGGAUAGACCAAAUUAUCUGGUUGGGUUUAGAGAAGGAUAGACUGAAUUAUCUGGUUGGGUUUAGAGAAGGAUAGACCGAUUUUAUCUGGUUGGGUUUAGAGAAGGAUAGACCAAAUUAUCUGGUUGGGUUUAGAGAAGGAUAGACCAAAUUAUCUGGUUGGGUUUAGAGAAGUAUAGACCGAUUUUAUCUGGUUGGGUUUAGAGAAGGAUAGACCGAUUUCAUCUGUUCUCCCCAUGAUCUUAGCGAUUUAGCUAAAAUGGUUGUCUGACGUGAAAGUAGUGAUAGAUAAAUGGCUAAAGUGACAAUAAUGAUCCAUGAUUGGCUAAAGUGACAACCCUGUGACUGAAGACGAUUGAUCAGUGAGAUGAUAUCAGAUUGGAAGAAUCGUAAUGGUUCCCUGCCCAUGCCACAGAGAGUGAUGGAGUGGAAAAGAGCCUAUUUUGUGUGUGUGUGUGUGUGUGUGUGUGUAUAGAUGCAUCUGUGCCUACAGACUUGUGUACCAGUAUGUGUUUGUGUGGGAGUGAGUGAGUGAGUGAGGGUCUCUUGUCGUGUGUUACAGUUCUGAUUAAUGUGUGGUAUCUGGCUGUAACAAAUGUCUGCUCUGUUCCUGCUGUGUCUGAUGGCCGACUGAUAGGAAGCUGUCUUCCCCCUCUCAUGAAUCAUUCUUAAUACGGUCCAAAGGAACAGCAGGCAACAUGGUUCUGCUGACUGUAGUCUUCUCCUUUAAUCCUGCUUCUAGGACAUGUCAUCUUGAUCACUAGAGAAUCUUGCAUAAAAUUAAACAGGAAAUCUUGAAGAAUUCUGUGACUGUGAUUCUGUCUCUCUUUUUCUCUCUUUGCUUCUCUCUCUCUCUCUGCUUCUCUCUCUCUCUCUGCUUCUCUAUCUCUCGCUGUCUCUCUCUCUUACACACACACACACACACACACACACACACACACACACACACACACACACACACACACACACACACUUGUCCUUCCUCUCCGCCUUAACUAAUUCCCAGUCUCUCCAUCUCUGUUUCAGAUCUUUCAUAUGACCUAUGACCUGGCCAGUGCAGUGAUGCGUAUCUUCAACCUGAUUGGUAUGAUGCUGCUGCUGUGUCACUGGGAUGGCUGUCUGCAGUUCCUGGUUCCCAUGCUGCAGGACUUCCCCCAGGACUGCUGGGUCUCCCUCAACAAGAUGGUGGUAUGUGUUUGA
This is a messenger RNA of Coregonus sp. 'balchen', 15528 nucleotides long. The record is from the annotation of a GenBank genome assembly. Lineage: Eukaryota; Metazoa; Chordata; Actinopteri; Salmoniformes; Salmonidae.